Molecule: messenger RNA, 1157 nt
Organism: Lathyrus oleraceus (garden pea)
Lineage: Eukaryota; Viridiplantae; Streptophyta; Magnoliopsida; Fabales; Fabaceae
Product: probable glutathione S-transferase parA
Exons: 2
Coding region: 134-796 (220 amino acids)
Biological process (GO): glutathione metabolic process
Cellular component (GO): cytoplasm
Molecular function (GO): glutathione transferase activity
Source: RefSeq, a predicted model, not a curated record
CCACGUUAUAUUUCUUGCUAAACAAGAAAUGCACAACUAUAAAUAACCUAAACUAAAUCAUCUAAACAACAUCUUAGCUUCACAUUACAAAUAAUAUCGAAUAAGCAAGCUACACAUUGAGUAAAGUAAAGACAUGGAAAAGGACAACGUUGUUUUGUUGGAUUUCUGGCCAAGCUCAUAUGGAAUGAGAGUGAAAAUCGCGUUGGAGGAGAAGAGAGUCUCAUAUGAGUGUAAGCAAGAAGAUUUUCAAGAUAAAAGUUCUCUUCUUUUAGAGAUGAACCCGGUUUACAAAAUGAUUCCGGUCUUGGUUCAUAAUGGAAAACCCAUAUGUGAAUCACUCAAUAUUGUUGAGUACAUUGAUGAGGCUUGGAAUCACAAACCUUCUCUUUUGCCCUCCGAUCCUUACAAGCGUUCCCAAGCCAAGUUUUGGGGAGAUUACAUUGACAAACAUAUAUACAACAUUGGAAAGAAGGUAUGGACAGGAAAGGGUAAAGAACAAGAAGAGGGUAAAAAGAAGUUUAUAGAAUGUUUGAAGACUUUAGAAGGUGAGCUUGGAGAGAAGCCAUAUUUUGGUGGAGAUGACUUUGGAUAUGUUGAUGUGGCUCUUAUUCCCUUCACAAGUUGGUUUUACACAUAUGAGACUUAUGGAAAACUAAGCAUAGAGGAAGAGUGUCCUAAGCUUGUGGCUUGGGCCAAAAGGUGUAUGGAAAAAGAGAGUGUGGCAAAGUCACUGCCUCACCCUCACAAAAUAUAUGGAUUUGCAAUGCAAUAUAAACAGAAUCAUGGACUUGAUUAGAUUUUGUUGCAGAUUGAAUGGGACUUUGCAUGCACAAAGAUUGAAGUAUUAUAUUAUAAAAUAUGAAUUUUAUUUGCAUAUAUUGCUAAUAUAAAAUAAGUUUAUGUUGUCAUGUAAUAAGUCCAUAAAGUAUUGUCGCCCAUUUUGAUUAAAUUAAAAUAUGAAGAAAAAUGUAUUAUUAGUUGGAGUUGUAAAAUAUUUGUUUUAUAAUGUAUCAAAACUAAAUUCAGUGUAUGUUUAGAUUUAUUGUUGAGAAGCCUUAUUUAGGUCCAUUCUUAACCGUUGGCAAGGCCUGUAAUGAAAAACCUAAGAAUGAUAUUAAGCGAAGAAGCAUAUCCAAAAGUAUAAUUUAUCCUCUUUA